Molecule: messenger RNA, 1110 nt
Organism: Triticum turgidum subsp. durum (durum wheat)
Lineage: Eukaryota; Viridiplantae; Streptophyta; Magnoliopsida; Poales; Poaceae
Source: the annotation of a GenBank genome assembly
AUGAACUGCCUCCAGCACCUGCUCAAGGAGCCUCCGAUCUUAGCGGGAUCCAGAUCGAUGAGGCGGCCCUCGCCGCUCAACCUCGCCAUGGUUCGCGGAGGGAGUCGCCGCUCCAACACCGUCAAAACUGCGUCCGGGACAUCCACUUCCAGCGCGGAGAACAGCGCGUUGGAGCCCGGCGCCGACAAGUCCGAUACGUAUAGCACCAACAUGACACAGGCCAUGGGAGCAGUGUUGACGUACAGGCAUGAGCUUGGAAUGAAUUACAAUUUUAUAUGCCCAGACUUGAUUGUAGGCUCCUGCUUACAGAGCCCAAGUGAUGUUGAUAAGCUUCGGGAGAUUGGUGUAAAAACUGUAUUCUGCUUGCAGCAAGAUCCAGACCUUGAAUAUUUUGGAGUUGACAUCGGUGCCAUUCAAGACUAUUGUCUAGAAUGCAAAGACAUUGAGCACUGUCGUGAAGAAGUUAGGGAUUUUGAUGCUUUCGAUUUGCGACUGAGGCUUCCUGCUGUGAUUAGCAAAUUGUACAAGCUUGCCAGCCACAAUGGUGGAGUAACAUAUAUACAUUGUACUGCUGGACUUGGAAGAGCUCCUGCUGUGGCACUGGCAUAUAUGUUCUGGAUUCUUGGUUACAAUCUUAACGAAGGACAUCAACUACUACAGAGUAAAAGGCCUAGCUUUCCGAAGUUGGAAGCCAUCAAAUUGGCAACAGCUGACAUUCUCACGGGCUUGUCAAAAAACUGCAUCACUUUGAAGUGGAAAAAUGGCAGUUGUUCUUCUGUUGAAAUUUCUGGGCUUGACAUUGGGUGGGGACAGAAAAUUCCCCUGGCAUAUGAUGAGGAGAAAAAAGCAUGGUUUCUUGAGAGAGAGUUACCUGAAGGACGGUAUGAGUACAAAUAUGUAGUGGAUGGCAAUUGGGUGUGCAAUGAGCAUGAGAUGAAGACCAAACCCAAUGCGGACGGCCAUGUGAAUAACUACAUCCAAGUUGCCAGGGACGGCACGAGCGAUGAAGAGAAGGCGAUGAGGGAGCGAUUGACUGGGCCAGACCCCGAUCUAACAAAAGAGGAAAGGCUGAUGAUUAAAGAGUACCUGGAACAGUACACUGAGCAAUAA